Molecule: messenger RNA, 1362 nt
Organism: Patella vulgata (common limpet)
Lineage: Eukaryota; Metazoa; Mollusca; Gastropoda; Patellidae
Product: kinesin-like protein KIF3A
Exons: 10
Coding region: 97-1362 (421 amino acids)
Biological process (GO): microtubule-based movement
Molecular function (GO): ATP binding; microtubule motor activity; microtubule binding
Source: RefSeq, a predicted model, not a curated record
AGAGCUGUAAAUGCCUUAUUGAGAAUGUUUUGAUUAGAUGCAGGGUUGGCUUUUUAGAAAAUUUUAGGACAACCAAGGGAUAGAACAUAGCUUAAAAUGCUGGAAACAGCUGGUAAAAGUUUGAGAGAAGUAGAUAAUGUACGAGUAGCUGUAAGAUGUCGCCCUUUAAAUGAAAAAGAAAAAGCAAGCAAUUGUAUAAAUGUUGUUAAGGUUGAUUCUGUGCAAGGGACAUUCACUGUAAAAAAUGAGAAUGCAGCCCAAGGAGAACCACCGAAAACUUAUACAUUUGAUAUUGUAUUUGGACAGGAUUGUAAACAAUUGGAUGUGUAUAAUGUGAUAGCAAGACCUGUUGUUGAUUGUGUUCUAGAAGGUUUUAAUGGUACAAUCUUUGCUUAUGGCCAGACAGGAACGGGUAAAACUUUCACUAUGGAAGGUGUAAGAGCUGUACCAGAACUUAGAGGGAUCAUUCCAAAUUCUUUUGCUCAUAUAUUUGGAGCUAUUGCGAAAGCUGAAGGAGACAUCAGGUUUCUAGUACGGGUAUCAUAUUUAGAAAUUUAUAAUGAAGAAGUCCGAGAUUUAUUAGGAAAAGACCAAACACAAAGAUUAGAGGUAAAAGAGAGACCAGAUGUAGGCGUUUAUGUUAAAGAUUUAUCAGCAUUUGUUGUUAAUAAUGCUGAUGAUAUGGAUAGAAUAAUGACACUAGGAAACAAAAACCGACAUGUUGGAGCAACUAAUAUGAAUCAGACUAGUUCUAGGUCACAUGCUAUAUUUUCUGUAACUAUUGAAUGUAGUGAGAAAGGUGCAGACGGACAGCAACAUGUCCGUGUUGGAAAACUUCAUCUUGUUGAUUUAGCUGGUUCCGAACGUCAAGCUAAAACUGGUGCAUCAGGUAUGAGAUUAAAGGAAGCAACAAAGAUUAACUUAUCACUGUCAACACUGGGCAAUGUUAUAUCAGCUUUAGUGGAUGGUAAAAGUAGCCAUAUUCCCUACAGAAACUCAAAAUUAACCCGAUUAUUACAAGAUUCCUUAGGUGGCAACUCUAAAACAGUUAUGAUUGCUAAUAUAGGUCCUGCUGACUAUAACUAUGAUGAAUCUAUCAGUACAUUGCGAUACGCUAACCGUGCAAAAAGUAUCAAGAAUAAAGCUAAGAUUAAUGAAGAUCCUAAAGAUGCUUUAUUAAGACAAUUUCAAAAAGAAAUAGAUGAGUUGAAAAAACAACUAGAAGAUGGUGUAUCUGGUAGUGAAGGUGAAUCAGAAGAAGAGAGUGAAGAAGAAGAAAUAGGAGCGGAUGGAGUUGUUAGAAAAAAGAGACGAAGAAGUAAAUAUUCUUUCAUCGUUUCUUUCAAAUCAAAAGGCAUAUGA